Messenger RNA from Polyodon spathula (Mississippi paddlefish), 990 nucleotides. Its product is annotated as nicotinamide riboside kinase 2-like. The record is from RefSeq and is a predicted model, not a curated record. NCBI's taxonomy places the organism in Eukaryota, Metazoa, Chordata, Actinopteri, Acipenseriformes, Polyodontidae. The coding region runs from base 231 to 851 and encodes 206 amino acids. The transcript is spliced from 7 exons. Gene Ontology annotation, cellular component: cytoplasm.
GCGUGCGAGGGAAGCGAGCUCUUUCCUGCUUGAACUCUGAAGCCGAGCGACAUCCGUGAAGUUUGUCUCCAAUCUGAAACAUGGAUAAUUUGAGUAGUUGACGUUUGCUUUUACCUUCUCUAUUUGGGCAUUCUUCUUUCCGAUCCUCGUACUCCAGACGUGAAUAGUCCGAUCCGGAUUUGCAAUCGUCCAGUUUGUAUUGUUUUUGAUUCCGUGUGACUCUGAACAACAUGAAGUUCAUCAUUGGCAUUGGCGGCGUAACAAACGGCGGCAAGACAACUCUUACCAAUAGAUUAAUCCAGGUCCUGCCAAACUGCUGCGUUGUUCACCAAGAUGACUUUUUCAAGCCUCAAGAUCAGAUUGAAGAAGACGAACAUGGGUUUAAGCAGUAUGAUGUUAUCACUGCACUGGACAUGGAUGCCAUGAUGAGUACCAUCCAUGCAUGGAUUGAAAACCCUGUUAAGUUUGAGCGCUCACACGGUGUCAACAACACUCUGGAUGCUGGCAUUUUACUGGAGUCCAACGAUAAGGAUGAGGGCAUUCACAUCCUUAUUGUUGAGGGCUUUCUGCUUUACACCUAUGGACCGUUGAUCGACGUAUUAAACCAACGAUACUUUCUUUCCAUUCCAUAUGAAGAUUGCAAAAUGAGGAGGUGUUCAAGGAACUACACAGUGCCCGAUCCACCUGGCCUGUUUGAUGGCCAUGUUUGGCCUAUGUAUUUAAAGCACAAAAAACUAAUGGAGGACAAUAACGUUGAUGUGGAUAACACUCUCUAUGCUGAAGACAAGCUUUUUAUAACCACCAGAAAACACAUCCAGCCUUAUCGUUUAAUGUGUGAAACCGGCAGCUGAGAUUUUAUUUAAAAAAAACACAGUCUGCUGUUGUAUGUACAUUUUAUACUGGCUUCUGGUUUUUAUACAUUGAGAUAUUUAUUUCUGUCUGAAAGUUUCAACGAGAUGCAAUUUAUAUCAUUAAAAGGUCCUUCGAAAA